Messenger RNA from Aspergillus melleus, 723 nucleotides. RefSeq lists its product as uncharacterized. The coding region runs from base 1 to 723 and encodes 240 amino acids. The transcript has a single exon. The record is from RefSeq and is a predicted model, not a curated record. Lineage: Eukaryota; Fungi; Ascomycota; Eurotiomycetes; Eurotiales; Aspergillaceae.
AUGCCCUCCAGCCAAUCUCCCGAGCCUUCGGCCGCUUCACGAUUCCUCCAAUCCGAGGUCUACCGACUCGGCGCCCAGCCGGGCCUGCGCUCAUUGCCUCAAAGCCCCGAACGCGACUUCCUAACCCUUACCUGGGGCCCCAUCAUCUAUCGGACGACGUAUGCCCCCGAAUCGGACCGUCUCUUGCCCAUAUUCCUGCGCGCGCUGAAUAACGAGACCCAAAAAGCUCUACCGCGAUGUCUCUCGGGAACGCCUAAGCAGAUUCAUCUCUUGGAAACCACCUAUGCGUCUAAGGUCUUCAGCAUUGAGAAUUCGUAUGAAGGAGCCGACGAAGCGACCAUUCGGAAAGCCUUUCGGCAAUGGAAGAUUGCGUUGGCCUUGCCCUCGUUUGAACUGCCGGUCCGUUUAAGGAUAUGCCUGAUCGUGGAUGAUGUUGUGUUGGCUUCAUUGACGAAAAGAGUGGAUGCAGCCGCAUCAGAAGGCAAGGAUGGGGACUUUUCGCGAUGUCCGGUCAAAGUUGUGGAGGAGAACUUCCCAGAUAAGGUACGAAGGAAUUCGAAUCCAGCCGCUGGGCCGUAUCCUGGCUGGACGACGGUGGUGUUAUCAUCACUGGUCGAAGUGUAUAACGGACUGCGACAUGGAAAUGGCCUCGUGGAGUAUCAUCAGCCCGGCCGGAUAUACACAGGGAACGGACAAUGGGACUUGGAGUGCGACGUGUUGUAA